Messenger RNA from Stylonychia lemnae, 384 nucleotides. The record is from the annotation of a GenBank genome assembly. Lineage: Eukaryota; Ciliophora; Spirotrichea; Sporadotrichida; Oxytrichidae.
AUGGAUGGAAACGAAUUUGCAAUAGUCCUUUCAGGAUCGAAUACUAAAGAAUACAUCUUAGUUAUGGGUUCUGUAUCUCUUUUUAACGCUAAAGUAUUAAAGUUAACAUUUGCAAGAAGCCCCUAGAUUCUUAAGAAGUCACUUUAUAUUGAUCAAAAUUAAACAGUAUAUCUAAUUUGCAGCUUUUAAGAUACUGAUACUCAUUACAUUAUUGUUUAUAAUUAUGGAGUUGUUUAGAAAUUUCAAAUAACUGGAAUUACUGAAACUAAUCCUACAACUGUUUCCGGCAUUAUUUUGAAAAACCCAUUUUUUGCAGGCAAUGAUUUCAAAGUUAGAAUAAUUGGAAAGAUUUAAUUCGGUACUAGUCCCAUUAUAAGGACUUGA